CGGUCCCCCGCUUAGCAGUCCUCAGCUUAGCUCGGCGGAAUCGUCGCGGCAACUCGCGGGAUGUCCGACUGAUCCUUCCGCAGUGGAAGUGGACAGCGCGCGUCGGACACGCGCGCGCGCGCAAGUGGAGGAGCUGCACGUCGUCGGUCGUCCUGCGUACGACGGACAGAGAGAGAGAGAGAGAGAAAGACAGAAACACAGACAGGAGAGAGACAGGCAACACAGCGAGAGAGUGGUGAACACGACAAUUCCGCGCGCGACUAUCUUUCUUUCUUUCUUUCUUCCUUCCUCCCUCCCUCUCUCUCUUUCUCUCUCUCUCUCUCUCUCUCCCUCUCUUUUUCUCUCUUUCUUCCUCUUUUUCUCAUUCUCGCACCUUUCGAUUUCUACAAAAGUGAUUCUGUGACUCGUGAUAGAGAAGACUAACCGGGCGACUAACCCCCCUCACGGAGCGACGCUACGCUCAAUCGCGCACGCACGCGCGCUCUCUCUUUCUCUCUCUCUCUUUCUUUCUCUCUCUCUCUCUCUCUAUCUAUCUCAUCAGACACGAGGGGUUGUCGGUGGAAGAAGAUCGUCCCCCAGGGUGCCAUGGCAGUCAACGCGAGGAUGGAUCGGAAGAUAACGCUGUACAUCUCCGUCUGGAUGCUGGCGGUGGUGACGCUGAGGUGUCAGGCGACCGCCAAUCACGAGAACGCGGAAGUGGACGGCAACUCCGAGGAUUCUGUUAUCGACGAUACGACCGAGGAUUAUUGGGCGAGCAGCGGAUCGGGCCCCGACGAGGAUGAAUCCCUUCAUAACGAAACCAGAGAAGCGUUGACUCACGAGGCCAGCGACCACGAUGCUGUCGUGUACGUCGGCGACGGGGGCGCUUACGUGCCGGUGCCGUCGCUGAAGAACCGACCGCUGAGCCCGAAUCUCCAAGCUCUCCAGACUCUGCAAGGUCUGCAAGGACUCGCCACAGGCAGCGGCACGGGGGUGGCCGGCGACGAGGACUGGAGGAGACACCCGGAGACUUGGGACCGCGAGCACCGCAGAUACCGGCCCAACACUACGAGGGUGCAACAUAUCGAAGCGGAGUGCCAAGACGACUACAUGAAAAUCAGAAUUGGAUUCAACGGAUCUUUCACCGGCCUCUUGUACUCGGCAGGAUACUCGUACGACCCCGACUGCAUGUACGUGAACGGGACCGGCCGCGACUACUACGAGUUCUACAUUCAGCUGAAUCGCUGCGGCACCCUCGGCGAAAACACUCAUCACCAGGACAGCAGGAAAAAUCCGACGAAGAACCUCAUGUGGAACACGGUCACGGUGCAGUACAAUCCGCUGAUCGAGGAGGAGUUCGACGAGCACUUCAAGGUGACGUGCGAGUACGGCUACGACUUUUGGAAGACGGUGACGUUUCCCUUUCUUGACGUCGAGGUCGCCACGGGAAAUCCCGUAGUCUUCACCCUACAGCCUCCGGAGUGCUACAUGGAAAUCAGAUACGGUUACGGGACCACUGGAACUAGAGUGGCCGGACCAGUUCGCGUCGGCGAUCCUCUGACUCUCAUUAUCUACAUGCGCAGCAAAUACGACGGCUUCGACAUCGUCGUGAACGACUGCUACGCGCACAACGGCGGCAACAAGAGGAUCCAGCUGAUCGAUCAAUACGGCUGUCCGGUCGACGACAAACUGAUCAGCAGGUUUCGCGGCUCCUGGUCGGAGAGCGGCCUCUUCGAGACGCAGGUGUUCGCUUAUAUGAAGACCUUCAGGUUCACGGGCUCGCCGGCCCUGUACAUCGAGUGCGACGUUCGCAUGUGCCACGGGAGAUGUCCGAGCCAACCCUGCCACUGGAGAAACGCGAAGAACGUGGCGAAGCGAUCGGUGCCGGAAAUGAUCGGCGGACCGUCGACGCCGGCAACCAGUUUGUCGGAGAACGUGAAUCUCUUCCAGUCUCUGCGCGUUCUUCAGGAAGGCGAGGCGGACACGGAACUGUUCCAGAAUUCCACCAGCGCCUCGCGCGCCGGACUCAGCGAGCCGACGACCGACCGAGUGUGCCUGAGAUCGUCCGUCGCCAGCACGAUAGUGGGCCUCGGCUGCGGCUUCUUCUGCAUCAUGGCCGGCACGAUAUUGGCCAUGUGCUCGCGAAUGCGGCGGCAGGCGCGCGAAAAGUUACUGUCGGACAGCAUCAGUUACAUGACGCACAAGGGACGGAUUAAUUAAGCCGCGGCGCGCGCGCAAAAAUUCUCCCUC
Molecule: messenger RNA, 2229 nt
Organism: Harpegnathos saltator (Jerdon's jumping ant)
Lineage: Eukaryota; Metazoa; Arthropoda; Insecta; Hymenoptera; Formicidae
Exons: 11
Coding region: 586-2199 (537 amino acids)
Source: RefSeq, a predicted model, not a curated record